Messenger RNA from Sitophilus oryzae (rice weevil), 4916 nucleotides. RefSeq names its product atrial natriuretic peptide-converting enzyme-like. Gene Ontology annotation, biological process: proteolysis. Bases 118 to 3120 code for a protein of 1000 amino acids. The record is from RefSeq and is a predicted model, not a curated record. The transcript is spliced from 15 exons. Gene Ontology annotation, molecular function: serine-type endopeptidase activity; protein binding. Lineage: Eukaryota; Metazoa; Arthropoda; Insecta; Coleoptera; Curculionidae. Gene Ontology annotation, cellular component: membrane.
CGAGUAGAGUUACAUGCACAUGUGCUUUUGUCGUGGUUGAGACUGCAUCUACAUCGCAGGAGGCCAGGUGCAACAGGUUUAAUGCUCUGAGUCUGUGGAUAAUGUAAAUUUACAAUAAUGGUCGAUAGACAUAGAAAUAGUUUCAGUCAAAUUGAAGGCACAAACAAUUAUCACAGAUGGGACUCGUACCUAAUGGACAACGAGCCCAAUCUGCUGGACCUUUUCAACAGUGAAAACGACACCACAAGUACGUCCUUAAAGUUAGCACCCAUCAACUCAAGCCACAUAUACGCGCGCAGGCAUUCUGCGCACGCGUGCACAGCUAACGAUGAUAGGAGAUUAGCGAAUAUUAACAUUAAAUCUCCACCUCCUAUUCCCCUUCGUCCACCUCCCAUCCCUAAACGCACUAUACCUCCUCCUGUUUCAUCUACACCUCCUAUGUCGUCUGCUCCCAAGCACAGUCCACCAUUAAAUCCAAACGCUCACAUUAAAAGAAAGUCGUCCCAGCCACCUCCAUUACCACCAACACCUAAAACGCGAGCGCCUCCAUUCAAUCAAUUGCUGCCUAGUCAAAAACCGACCUUGCCAACGACGAAAGAACACACCGGAGAUCAGCAUCGAAAGGCGGAAAUCAGUCGAUUUACGCACAUGCAUAUCAAGUCGAACCAGACCAGUUUUCCGUUUGAUAAUGUGAGACUGCCACAACUAGAGAACACGAAAAAAUGCAGUACGAAGCAAGAAUGUAAUAAGCCGAUAACUCCGAACAGAAUUUAUAAACCCAACCAGCCCGGGAAAAUGUCGAUGCGGCAAGACUCAGGUAUAUCCACCGAUAGUUUCAGCCAAAACUCUUCUCCUAGUUACACGACGAAGAGCAUGGAGACUCCUCUGAUACCUAAGACACCCAUACACAAAAUGCAGAACGGAAGUAUAACGAAAAUUAAAGAUAUAAAAGAUGACGAAGGAAGUCUGGAUGAAGUAAACAGCAUAACAAAAAGCGUUUCAACCCCGGUGGGUCUUCAGACGGUGGUUAGGUUUCAUAAUGGCUCUAACAUGUCGGUGCAUCACAAAAUAUUACGAAAUGCCAGGAGACCAUCUGAAAGCUAUAAACACAAAUUUUACUGCAGAUUUAAAUAUAUACAGAUGGCAGUAAACAUUAUCAUACUUUUUGGUAUUGGACUGGGCUUAACUAUCUACUUUAAAGUGAACCCAUCAAAUAUAAUAAAAAUAGUCAACCAGACAAUAAACGUGACAACGCCGCCAAUGAUAAUAAUAGAUAAGAGCAAUGACAACCCUGCCCCGGGUAUUUGCUUGCCAGUCAUCGUCAGCUUUUGCAUCAACCACAAAUUGCCAUAUAACUAUACGGUUUACCCAAAUUAUGUUGGGCAUUUUGGGCAAAGGGAUGCCCAAAUGGAUCUGGAAAUCUACGAUGCGGUGGUUGACGUGCGCUGUUACGAACUUGCUGCGCUCUUUUUGUGCACCAUUUUCGUACCAAAGUGUGGACCGGAUGGUAUUCUGGUAAGACCAUGUAAAAGCGUAUGUAUGGAAACAAAAAGGAGGUGUGGAUUUUUUCUGGAGGUGUUUGGUUUGGCUUUGCCCAAAUAUUUAGAGUGUAGCCUAUUUCCUGAAUCGUCCGAUGAGAACGUGUGUAUCGGACAAAAAGAAUAUAACGAAACCAAAGAUCGCGAAGCCGAAUUUGCUUGCCCUACUGGAUUCCAGUGCGACAAAAAACGUUGUAUACCUCAAGACUGGGUAUGUGAUGGUCACAUCGAUUGCAAAGACCAAACUGACGAAUCCUAUUGCAAGAAAUGUAGCCCAGACUCCGUGCAUUGCGGUUAUGACCAGUGUAUCAAUCAGGACCACAUGUGUGAUGGAAAGGUUGAUUGCCCUUGGGGUCAAGAUGAACGAAACUGCCUGAGAUUGAGUGAAAGAAAUGGAGAUGAAGCACGAGGGACACUGGAAGUCUUCAGACCAGAUAAAGAAAAAUUCAUUGCGGCCUGCGUCACCCAAUGGGACGAACAUCUUUCCAAAAACAUAUGUUUCUUGCUAGGAUAUGCCAACACGAACUAUAGCCGAGUGGUGAAAGAUGGUGAAAAGAUAUCACCGAACGAAGUAGCGAAGUCUCGAUACCCAACUAGGGAACAGAGGCCUCACAGAAGGUUCAAUUUGAUUAGGGAAUUUGCAUCUUGUAACGGCACCAACUAUCCUACAGUAGACUUAAUUUGUACCGACUACAUUUGUGGCAAGGCUCGCAAAAGUUAUGCAGAACGAAAACGAACUCCUAGGAUUGUUGGUGGUGUCAGAUCUAAGCCUGGGGAGUGGCCCUUCUUGGCAGCCCUUUUGGGAGGCCCCGAAGAAGUGUUUUACUGUGCUGGUGUGCUCAUCUCGGAUCAGUGGGUUCUCACUGCCUCCCACUGCGUUGGAAAUCACAGUGAUGUAACGGGAUGGACGAUUCAAGUUGGCAUAACAAGAAGAUACGCGCAUGCGUUCUACGGUCAAAAAAUGAAGGUUAAGAGGGUUGUUCCUCACCCAAUGUACAACUUAGGAAUAGCCCACGACAAUGAUGUUGCUCUAUUUCAAGCAACCAAUAUUACACCAGUUGCAAUUUGCAAUCGCAGUGGGCACGCGAACGAAGAGCUGCGAACGAAAAUCACAGCAUUGCGAUUUUCGUUUGCACCGGCGGUGCAUCGACGCGGCACUGAGAAGCCGAACGAUGAGCUGGGAACGAAAAUCGCAAUAUUGCGAUUCUCGUACGCACCGGCUGGCGGCGGCGCGUCAUCAACACGGCAGUGGGCAGCAUCAGAAUACGAACCGGAAAUCAAUGAAGUCGAAGUUCCGGUUUUAAGCAGAGAAUUGUGCAACUCUUGGCUAGAGCAUCGUGACCUAAACGUCACAGAUGGAAUGAUAUGCGCUGGAUACAAAGAAGGUGGCAAAGAUGCAUGUCAGGGAGAUUCAGGUGGGCCUUUGCUUUGCAAGGAAAAAGAUGAUCCGGAUCGUUGGUUUGUCGGCGGAAUAGUCAGCUGGGGGAUAAAAUGCGCCCAUCCGCACUUACCUGGCGUUUAUGCCUACGUCCCCAAAUACGUCGAUUGGAUACACGCACAACUACGGCAAUACUCUGAAUAAGGAAUGACAAAAAAAUAACAUAACUAUGACAAUAACGACAAAGAAUGAUUGGUACAAAUUAUACAAGGUAAAAAACCAUGGUUUUCUACAAUACAUUUACAAGAAAACAAGUUUAUCAUGAUCGAUAGGCAUUUAUAAUAUUAUAUUUGUGGUAAGGAUAAUCUAUAUACAUUUCUGUUAGUGGACGAAGCAUUUGUCAAAAAUUUAAGUAUAUAUGUAUUGUGUGGUGUGAAAUAUAUGGUAGUAGCCACUGAGUAGAUAAAAAAAAAUAGGGUAGCCCCUAUAAUAUGAUGUUACAUAUCUUUUUAUUUUGCUACGACAUAUCCAGAACUAUAUUAUAUACAUAUUAAGAAAAAAAUCGUAUUUAUCCGUUACUAAUACAGUAAAAAAAUACAAAAAAAAUAUUUGUAGCUCUUAAAAUUUUUGACAAAUAGACUAAAUAUGUAGAAAAUACCCUGCCAGAGUUCAGGCUACGCACAAUUUAUAGUUUGGCCCCUAAAUAGUGAUAUAUUGUGACAAUUUUAGUGUUCGAAUGGAACCGCUAUUAAUGUGAUCUCUCAUUUAUACUCUUUUAAUAUACAACCGUGAAAAACGCUCAAAAAAUAACUAAAAGCUUCUCUAAACUGAUACCUCUUUAUUUAUUUCUCGUCUCUCAAAAUUACAAAUAACUUAUUAAUAAAAAAUAUAGAAAAUUAAUUUUAUAAAUAUAUUUUUUUAUUUUAAUUGAUCAAAUUAAUACCAACACACCCGGACACGCAAAAAUGUUUAAAUUAAACCGAUAAAUUUAAUUUAUGCGUCAUUAAUAAACGAUGUUUUAACAUGUUAUAUACAUUUUAAUUUAUCGUUCAAUAAUCAUGUUGUUCGGCAUUGUUAGAAAAGUUACGAAAAUAUAACGUUAAAUAAAAUCAAAUGUUCGGCCGAUAUAUGAUAUAAAUUUAAAUUUAAAUAAUAAAGAGGUGUUUGUUUUACCUAAGUUAAGAGAAUUUUUCACUAGUUUAAGGACUUUGAAAAAAUAAAAUACAUCAGUAAGUUUUAUUUUGUUUGAUAACUCUGUUAAAGAAAAUUAAAAAAUAUAUAUAUUAUAUACUUGCGGAAGUUUAAAAUUUAGAAAAUAUAGUAUAGAAUAAGUAAUUAGGGGGUAAAAUAAAUCUUCAAAGUCCUUGAAUUCGCUUUACAUUAAAUAUUUAUACCUUCUAGGAAAAAAGUAAUAGUUUUCUAUAGAUAUUUAUUACAAUGUUAUCUACCUAAUCUAAAAAAAAAAUCUAGAAAACGGUAAGAUAUUAGUUUACAGAAAUAAAUCAUUUAAAGUUGUUCUAUGUUUUUGAAACGCCUAUACAAAAUCAGACCCAUGUCAAUCAAACGUAAAAAAUAACAGUUUUAUACGAGAAAUCCUUUAUUUCCAAUUCAUUUUCUACAGGGUGUUCUUAAAUGUAAAAGUAAAAUUGUAGCGCGCUGUUUAAAAAUGUUUAGCUUGUUGCGUUGUUAGAGCAAACAAAUAUCUUGACUGUGGUGUUAUAAUAAAAAAUAGUUAAUUGAUAAAACAAUCAAAAAACAACAAUAUAUCAUUAAUAUCCAAAAGAAUGACCUUCACAUAUACAAAUGUAAUAUUACAUUACUACAUAUCGUAAUGAAAUAUUAAGCUCAAUCUGGUAAUAAAAACGUAGGUUAUACAUGUUUCAGUACAGAUACUUUUCUUACAAUUAAUAGUAUUCUAAAAUUAAAAUAAUAUAAAACACAUUUUUAUACGAGUACACAGAAAAAAACAUUAUCUUUGAAAUAGAUUUUUUUCUGUGUAA